Messenger RNA from Aricia agestis (brown argus), 3355 nucleotides. It is a transcript of the gene Syngr, whose product is annotated as synaptogyrin. Gene Ontology annotation, cellular component: synaptic vesicle membrane; neuromuscular junction. The coding region runs from base 147 to 830 and encodes 227 amino acids. The transcript is spliced from 5 exons. NCBI's taxonomy places the organism in Eukaryota, Metazoa, Arthropoda, Insecta, Lepidoptera, Lycaenidae. The record is from RefSeq and is a predicted model, not a curated record.
UUGUGACUUUUGUAAACGAUUUUGAGCUUUAGAGGCUGCGCUCGAUCGAUAACAUUUAUUACGAGAUUUUGCUUUGCGAGGUCAGGUAUUGAUGGGUUGGUGUGGUGUCUCCAAUUGAGAAUACUAAGGCGUUGUAAAUCGCGACCAUGGAGGCUGGAGGUGCAUACGGGGGUGGCAAGGCCGGAGGCGCCUUCGAUCCUCAAGCCUUCGUCCAGAAACCUCAAGUAAUAGUGCGAGCAGUGUGUUGGCUGUUUAGCGUGAUUGUCAUGGGCUGUAUAUCCGCUAAAGGCUGGUAUAUCAACAAGGAGAGCGGCCAGGAGCGUUGUGUGUACAACGACGACACCAACGCUUGCAACUACGGCGUUGGGAUCUCGGUGAUCGCCUUCGUGGCUGCCGUUGGCUUCAUCGUUGGUGAAUACUUAUUUGAGCAGAUGUCGUCCGUGAAGACAAGGAAGCAUUAUGUGCUGGCUGACAUGGGAUUCUCUGCGUUCUGGGCGUUCCUGUAUUUCGUGGGAUUCUGCUACCUGUCCAACGCGUGGGGCAAGACCGACAACCCGCCCAUGGGCACCGCUAACAACAUGCAGGGCGCCAUCGCAUUCUGUUUCUUCUCUAUAUUCGCUUGGGUGGCGUGCGCGUUCUUCGCUUUCCAGCGCUACCGCGUCGGCGCAGACGCGGCCUUCGCCCCCGCAUACGAGGUGGAGGGCGGCGCGGGGAGCCCCGGCGCCUUUCCCGCGUACCCCGGCGCGCCCGACCCCCAGCCCGCCUACAGCGACCCGCCCUUCUCGCAGCAGCACGCCGGCAACAUCGACUACUCUGCCCCAACGUAUUAAGUCGGAGCGGCUGCUAUUACUAUUUACUAUUAUUUGCGAACAGUAAGCAUAUACAAUGAAUGGCUUAAAUAUAUAAUACCAUAAUUUGUCACGAUGCAACCACAAGUAUUAUGAAGCCUAAUGACACUGCUACUUAAAUGUUUUUCGUCCAUUUAUUUUUAGGUUUAUUUUAUUUAAGCGCUUACCACACGUAAAGUUCGGACCACAGAAAAGAUUUGCCGUUCGAACCCUCGCUCCAAAUAUUUGAUUUUCCCUACAUGUGGGAUCGGCAAUAUAAAGGAUAAUUUGUAGAAGUACCGUUUAUACUUCUACAAAUUAUCCUUUAGACUAUUUGCGUUUAAAAAAGAGUGAAGUGAUGAUGCUGAAAACGUAGUUAUAUUUCCUGGCAGGGUGAUUACGUAUCUUACGACAAGUAAGCAACAGGCAUUUGACAGCAUAUAUUGUGCAUUAUCAGCUGUCAAAUAGCUGUUGGUUAGUAAGAUACGACCCAGCAAGCUAUUGGAUCGGAUGCGUCUUUGGUCAGUUUUGACAUAAUUACACGGAUUAUCUCACCACACAGUAAACAGUGCCGAAUUUAUAUUUUUUAUGAGAGUGGGUCACUUUAUUUCUGCCGCCCUAAGUUCGAAAUCUGUACGGCCUCUAUAGACGCUACCGCCCCUAGGCCGUGGUCUAUAACGGUCUAUUUAUAAGGGGGCUGACAGUUUGGAAUGCAGUCUGAUACGCAGUCCGAACUUUACGUGUGCACGGUAUUGACACAAAGCGUUAAACAUGAUAGUACCUGCUUUACACAGACAAUAUCAAAUAUAUUUGAUGUAAAUAUGGAAAAGCUGAACAGUUUUUGUGAUUAUUUUGAUUGUGAUAAACAUAAUAUAUUGUUUAUUUUGUGCCAUUUUCUAUCUAAUUUUACUAGAAUGGCCUGUCAUAGAUCUUUAUUUUAAGAAAUGUUUUAUUUUUAAAUUUAAAUAAUUUUAUUUAUGAGCAUUAUUAUAUGUACUUUAAGUAUGAACGCAAAAUUUGCCCACGUUUCUGAAUCAUAGGCACAUUUUCUUUGUUUUUCUACGGACAGAAAAUAUGAUGGGCAAAGUUUGCAGCUGUGAUUUGUUUUUAAUUUUGCUGUUAUUAAUAAACAAUUAUUGUUUCCGCUUCCAAAUAUUAUCUAGUAUUCAGUAUUAAUGUAAGCUUCUCCAAAGCAUAGUAUUUUUUUAAAUAUAUGUAAUCUUCUAACUUAAUGCUAAGUAUAUUGAAUGUUAUUACUCUUUAAUAUUGAGCUUUCUGUUCUGAUGCUUAAGGUCUAAAGUCGAGUACAAAGAUGAGUAAUAGCAUUUUAUCUAUGUAGUAAAUAUUGUUGCUUUAUGUUUAUGACAAUUAAUAUUUAUAUUAAUUAAAAAGGCAUUAAUUACCAAAGAUAGAUCUUUACUUAAGUUUUAUUUGUAUGUAGUUAAUUUUUAAAAGUAUUUUCUAGAAAUACUUAAUACAUUCAUUUUGAUCAUACAUGGCGCUUUUUAAUCUAAUAGUUCUAAGAAUGUGUUGAUAAACAAUUUUGUUCCACAUUCCAAAAACAGUAAGCGCAGAAAGCUGAUCUCAUCUAAUCACCCAAAGAUGUUACUUAAAACACGAAUCUCGCGUUUUAUAAAGAAUUUCCAUCUAAGCAUAACUAUUAAUUGUCAUAAUAGUGUUUAUAUAUAAGCGGUAGAUAUUCUCACUUAUAUAGCUUGCACUGUUAUUUGUAAAGAAAUCGUAGCAAUAAUUCUGUGUAGUGUUUCUCAUUUAAAUUAGUAGGGCUUCGCUUCGGUUUUCUUUAAAUGGGAAACUAUACAUUAGUUACCAUAUCAGUCGUGUAAGAAGGGCAUAAGAGAUUUUAAAUAUUUUUGAACUUAGAAAAAUAUUGAUCAUAGACAAUUUUUUUCUUUUUAUUAAAAUUUACUUCAUGCAAAACCCCAAAAUGAUUUGGGCUUUAAGAUUGUGUAAAUUACGAUUUAAGAAAGAAUGUAAUAUUAAUAUUAAUUUUAUCAAUAAUUUUUAUUUAAUUUGUAAUGUAUAAGACAUAUCGUAUUUAUUUUAUGCCCAAAAUCUACAUGAUUGAUAAAUGUAGUUUUAUGAUUACGCUGAGUGUAAAUGUACUUCUUGUAGAUUCUAUUUAAACGUAGCCAUUAUACUAGAUCUGUUCUGAUAAUAAAUGAUAAAUACUAUGAAAAUUACCCAAAAAAAAUAAUUGUAAUAAGUGUUGAUUAAUGAUUUGUUCAGUGUUGGUGAAUUAAUGUUAUAAUGUAUAGUAAAUAUAAAAUAAUUAAGUAAAUAUUCCGAUACAAAUUCAAUAAUGUAAUAAAAUCAGAUAUCCAUUAAAAAAUAAUAACAUUGGUCUGUUUUUGAUGUCACUAAAUUACACUCGUCAUCAUAAUAUCUCUUUCUUUAUUUAUGAAGUUAGUAGGGACAGAGUUAUGUAUUUAAAGAUCAUUUGACAUUUUACUGACCCUUGACCUACGAAUAAUAAAAAGUAAAAACUAAGGAAAUGUAACUCCCAUACU